AUGUUUGCGACGACGGCGCGGUGGGCGGCGAAGAAGGGGAAGCCCAAGAUGGCGCCGAUCGAGCUGACGACGGCGCCGGAGCAGGCGCAGUCCAUCACCAGCACCAUCUUCGAUGUCGUCAAGGAGCAUGGCCCCCUCACCAUCUCCGACGUUUGGGAGCACGUCAAGGCCGUAGGGCUGAGGGGUUUGACAAGCAAGAGACAGAUGAAGAUCAUGCUGCGGUGGAUGAGGGAGAAGCAGAAGCUCAGGCUCAUCUGCGACCACGACGGACCUCACAAACAGUUCCUCUACACGACAUGGUUCACCAACCCCAAGAAUGCGCCGCAGAGGCCCAAGAGGGAGCUCAACAAGGAGAAUCCCAAGCCAUGACCGCACUCAUGUUGACCAAUGUAGGGCAUAUUUGGUUUACACCUUUCUCCUGACUUUUUCCUUGAUCUGUAGACAAAAUUGUUAAUCAUAUUAUGGUGCUUAUAGCUGAAAUACUGUGAACGAUGCCACAUUGUGAAUUAUGCAUGAAUAAAUAACCCCAAAGAGUUAUUUUUUUCUGCUGUAGUUCUGAUUUUGCCUUCUUUGGUGCUUCUUCCCGAAACUGGUGUUGGUCUUCUUAAGGACUUUGGCCUUGGCCUUCUCCAAUUGAAAUUAAUGUGGUUUUAACUGCUAUUAACUUUGGCAAGAACAUUACUUUAAAUGAUGGGGUUAUGUCUCAUUAUCACAUCUUUAACCAUUUGCAGGUCAUGUAUUCAGUAGA
Aegilops tauschii subsp. strangulata is the source of this 748-nucleotide messenger RNA. NCBI's taxonomy places the organism in Eukaryota, Viridiplantae, Streptophyta, Magnoliopsida, Poales, Poaceae. The record is from RefSeq and is a predicted model, not a curated record.